CAGGGAAGCCACAUAAUCCCCAAUGGAGAACAGUACAGAGGUGACUGAGUUCGUUCUUGCAGGGUUAACAGAUGACCCAAAGCUCCAGAUCCCACUCUUCACGGUCUUCCUUCUCAUCUAUCUCAGCACUGUGCUUGGGAACCUGGGAAUGAUAGGGUUGAUUCUGCUGGACACACGCCUCCACACUCCCAUGUACCUUUUCCUCAGUCACCUAUCUCUGGUGGACUUUGGUUAUUCUUCAGCUGUCACACCCAAAGUAAUGGCAGGUCUCCUUUCAACAGAUAAACUCAUAUCCCACAAUGCUUGUGGCACCCAAUUCUUCUUCUUUGUGGGCUUUAUAACUACAGAAAGUUUCCUCCUGGCUGCCAUGGCCUAUGACCGCUAUGCAGCAGUGUGCAAGCCCCUGCAUUACACCACCACCAUGACUACAAACACAUGUGCUUGUCUGACCAUAAGCUCCUAUGUCUGUGGCUUCCUGAAUUCCUCCAUCCACACUGGGAACAUUUUCAGGCUCUCCUUCUGCAAGUCCAAUGUGAUAGACCACUUCUUCUGUGAUGCCCCUCCUCUCCUGGCCCUCUCAUGCUCAGACACCUCUGUCAGUGAGAUGGUAAUUUUCUUUGUGGUGGGCUUCAAUGAUCUCUCCUCUAUUGUAGUUAUCUUGAUUUCCUACCUGUUUAUAUUCAUCACCAUUCUGAGGAUGCACUCAUCUGAAGGACGCCAGAAGGCUUUUUCCACUUGUGCUUCCCACCUCACUGCAGUCUCCAUCUUCUAUGGGUCAGGUAUCUUCAUGUACUUACAGCCCAGCUCCAGUCACACUAUGAGCACUGACAAGGUGGCAUCUGUGUUCUACACCAUGGUCAUCCCUAUGCUGAACCCUCUGGUCUACAGCCUGAGGAACAAAGAGGUCAAGAGUGCAUUACAAAAGGCUGUGGAGAAAGCAAAAUUUUCUUUAGCACUCACAUUUUAAAUAUAUAGAAUCUGCACAAAGA
Messenger RNA from Peromyscus maniculatus bairdii (prairie deer mouse), 989 nucleotides. Its product is annotated as olfactory receptor 5B12-like. The record is from RefSeq and is a predicted model, not a curated record. Gene Ontology annotation, cellular component: membrane. Gene Ontology annotation, molecular function: olfactory receptor activity; G protein-coupled receptor activity. Gene Ontology annotation, biological process: G protein-coupled receptor signaling pathway. Lineage: Eukaryota; Metazoa; Chordata; Mammalia; Rodentia; Cricetidae.